This is a messenger RNA of Amphiprion ocellaris (clown anemonefish), 1060 nucleotides long. It is a transcript of the gene c6h12orf43, whose product is annotated as chromosome 6 C12orf43 homolog. The transcript has 6 exons. NCBI's taxonomy places the organism in Eukaryota, Metazoa, Chordata, Actinopteri, Pomacentridae. The record is from RefSeq and is a predicted model, not a curated record. Bases 14 to 775 code for a protein of 253 amino acids. Gene Ontology annotation, biological process: negative regulation of Wnt signaling pathway; Spemann organizer formation; Wnt signaling pathway.
CACAUGUUUCAUCAUGGCGGCCCCCGCUGAAAAGAUGGUCGGUGUGUCAGACUCCAGCAGCAGCGACGACGAACAGCUCAGGAGAUGUCAGGAGGCAGUUUGGGAGACAAAAACUAACAAGAACAAAGAUGCAGACAGCAGCGUGAAAGAGUCAAAGCGUGUUGUCGUCGCUGACCAUGAACACGAUGGCAAUGAGCUCCAGGUCACCAAAGGGUUUCAAACACAUGUUGCCAAAAAGUUGGGACAUUUUCUUGACAGUUGCAUUUCAGAGAUGAAGCCUGAAACUUCAUCAUGUGUGGAAUCAGCAAGAUCUCAUGAUGAUGAUGAUGAAGGAUUUCGUCUGUUUUCAACUUCAGUCCCAGGACAGAAAGCCGAUGAUCCUCCAGCCCCCGUCAGGCGUCGACCAGUUCCAAGCUCAAGUGAUAGUGACAGUGAGAUGGAAGCAAGGCUGAAGGAGGCAGCGGUUUCUGUCAGAGAUCUCUUACCCUCAUCGACGCUGCCCUCCACGCUGUCACCUCCGUCGACGAAGCCUCCCUGCUCGGAAAAAAUAAAGAAGAAGAAGAAAAAGAAGAGAGUGGCGGUGGAAGAGGAAAGCCACACUGUUAAGAAAAAGAAAAAGAGGAAAGAGAAUGAAGAAGAGAGUGAACAGGUGGACUCUAAUGCUCAAAGCAACGGUGAGCUCGAGAACUCAGAGCAGGAACACACACAAAUCAAAGUAAAACGGAAAAACAAAAAGAGGCGAGAAGGAAACGUAGAGGAAAAAGCUGUGAACUGACUUUUUACAACUAACGUUUCACUGUUUUGGGAUGUUCCAUUCUGCUAUUGCGCGUUUAAAUGAUGGAAUGGUGUGAUAUUUUAGGAAUUCUCUUUCGCUCAUUUCGGUUAUUUUUGUAAUAGUCUUUACUUUGUUAUGAAAAAUCUUCAUAGAAGUCUGAUAAAAAGCAUUUAAGGCAGUGAGUUCAAAAAUAAUGCCGUUAACAUGCUGUUGAAAAGUUUCAAUUCAGUUUAAAUUUUUGUAAUACUACAAAACAUUUUAAUAAAAAAUACAUAUUGGUGUUGA